Molecule: messenger RNA, 1593 nt
Organism: Suillus subaureus
Lineage: Eukaryota; Fungi; Basidiomycota; Agaricomycetes; Boletales; Suillaceae
Product: NAD-dependent aldehyde dehydrogenase
Exons: 16
Coding region: 1-1593 (530 amino acids)
Biological process (GO): aldehyde metabolic process
Cellular component (GO): cytoplasm
Molecular function (GO): aldehyde dehydrogenase (NAD+) activity
Source: RefSeq, a predicted model, not a curated record
AUGUCAAGUAUGGCACCUGAAUUAAAACCCACGACGUUUGAAGAAAUCGACGAGAUUUACUCCACUCUCAACAAGACCUUCCGGUCGGGCAAAACUAAACCCGUUGCAUUCAGAAAGGUUCAGAUCCUGCAACUGGCUUACCUCCUGCAGGACAACCUUGAACGUUUCAAGGAGGCCCUUGCCAUUGACCUGGGGAGACCUCCUCUAGAAGCUUCAUUCCUCGAGCUUGACUCAACUAUCAGUGACUGUAAGAUCGCUUAUGACCGGGUGGACAAGUGGGCUCGAACCGAAAAAGCACCUUUCAACAUCAAAUUUGCUGCUUUCCGUCCAGCUAUUCGCAAGGAGCCAAAGGGUGUCGUGUUGUCCAUCAGCCCAUUCAACUACCCCGUAUGGCUUUCUCUUGGACCUGUCGUUGGAGCAAUUGCUGCUGGUAACUGUGUCGUUCUCAAACCCUCUGAAUUGUCCCCCGCUAUAAGCGGCCUCAUUGCGGAACUCAUUCCAAAGUAUAUGGACAAUGAUGUCAUUAGAAUCGUGUUGGGUGGUGUUCCAGAAACCACUAAGCUCAUGGAAUACCAAUGGGGCCACGUCCUGUACACCGGGAGCGGGCGUGUAGGAAAGCUUAUAGGCGUAGCCGCUGCGAAGACUCUUUCACCUAUCAGCCUCGAGCUCGGAGGGAAGUCCCCCGUUGUCAUCGAUCCUAAAUGUGACUUCAAGAUUGCUGCACGCCGUAUCCUGUGGGGCAAGUGCGCUAAUGCCGGUCAGACCUGCGUCGCACCAGACUACGUCCUCGUCCCGCGCUCUUCCGAAGACGCGUUCGUAAGGGCCCUCAAAGAUGUACACGACGAAUUUUAUCCUUCUGGCGCUACCACCACUCCGGAUCUCUCACGUAUCAUCAACCUCGCGCACUUCCAUCGUCUCAAGAAUUUGCUCGACAGUACUUCCGGCACCAUCGCCUUUGGCGGGCAGACUGACGAGUCGCGAAAAUUUAUAGCCCCUACCGUAGUCAAGGGUGUCAAAGAUGGAGAUUCUCUAAUGAGCGAUGAGUUAUUCGGGCCAAUCUUGCCUAUUAUGCCUGUGGACGAUGUCGAUGAAGCAAUCGCAUACAUCAAUGCUCACGACCAUCCGCUCGCUUUGUACUGUUUCUCGCCCGAUGCAGCCUUCAAGAACAAGGUGUUUGACAAUACUCAGAGUGGCUCAGCCGUCGCCAAUGAUGUGAUGGUACACUGCGCCACUGAUGGACUUCCAUUCGGUGGUAUUGGCCCCAGCGGAUCUGGGUAUCACACACGAGGUUUCUCUUUCGACAUGUUCACGCACCUACGUGCCUCUAUUGACUCCCCCGGAUGGAUUGACAAUGUCCUAGGAGCAAGGUUUCCCCCUUACACUUCCGGGAAAGUAGCUUCUCUCAAACGUCUCGGUGUCAAACUCCCGCCCCGUCCCCGCAUGUCGGCAAAUGGCCAUGGAUUCAUCGAGCGGAGGAGCAACACUAAAUGGCUCCUCCUGGUGAUAAGCCUAGCAGUAGUCGGCAUUGGUUACACACGUGCUGCAGAUGUUAGUGUGUGGGCGAGGUGGUUGAAGGGGUUGAUCAAGGUGUAG